Molecule: messenger RNA, 2061 nt
Organism: Aspergillus oryzae RIB40
Lineage: Eukaryota; Fungi; Ascomycota; Eurotiomycetes; Eurotiales; Aspergillaceae
Exons: 2
Coding region: 1-2061 (686 amino acids)
Biological process (GO): lipid homeostasis; fatty acid beta-oxidation using acyl-CoA oxidase
Cellular component (GO): peroxisome
Molecular function (GO): fatty acid binding; acyl-CoA oxidase activity; FAD binding
Source: RefSeq, a predicted model, not a curated record
AUGGAUCUGAUGCAGCAGGCCAGAGCUUCGUCGACUUUCAAUCCGAUGAAGCUGACGGUCAUCAUAUACGACAAUGAAGCAACAGUUAGCGCUCGACGAGCAGCAUUCCAUCGUGUGGAGGACGCACUGGGGCUGCUCGAUAACAUGAAGUUACCACAUGUAUACUCGGGUCUCGACCGCGAAGGACUCUACCUGGAAGGGGUGCGUCGGGCUCGUGUCAUCACGAAUGACAUGAUAACCCACGGCCACAGUCAUUUCAAGUGGUUGAACGAACGUUAUCAAAUCUGCAAUUCGUCUCCGUUCGGAAUGAACUUUCUCAUGUUUCGCCGAACCAUCGAAUUGCAGGGGACUGCAGAACAACGACGGUACUGGCUGCAGGAGAUCGAUCAGAUGAGGAUCAACGGUGCAUAUGCUCAAACCGAGUUGGGCCAUGGGACUUUUGUUCGAGGAAUAGAGACAACUGCCACCUUCGACGUCGAUACCGAUACCUUCACGAUCCAUUGUCCCACUCCUACAUCGGUCAAAUACUGGCCUGGUGGACUGGGCUUUAGCUGUUCUCAUGCCAUCGUUGCGGCGAGAUUGAUCACACACGGAAAGGAUCACGGCGUGCAUAUGUUCAUAGUCCAGAUCCGCUCGCUGGAAGAUUUCGCUCCCGUACGUGGGGUGGAGCUCGGGGAUUUAGGCAUGAAGAUGGCCUACAACGGAACAUGUAAUGGCUAUGCGCGGUUCAAUUACUUGCGCGUGCCAAGGAGCAGUCUGCUAGCUGCCCAUGCGCAGGUCUCGCGCGACGGCACGUAUUCUCAGGCGCAGGCCAAGGCGGGCACCCUUCCACUAUCCAAAAGGGUCUACUCAACGAUGCUGGAUACGCGGCGAAACAUCGUGCGAUGUGUCGCCUUCGGAUUAGCUCAGGCCGCGACAAUUACAGCGCGGUAUUCCAUUGUACGAGAACAGGGCCGAUUGAUGUUUUCCGAUGCGGCAGAAGAAGAAACAGCUAUCAUAACGUUCAAGUCUCAGCACUAUCGACUGUUGACUCUCAUCGCCCAAUCGUAUGCUAUCCUGUUUGCCGCAAAGGACUUCGAUUUCAGGUACGAUCAGCUCGUCCGUGAACAGGAGAAUGACGACCAUGCGCGGUUGCCAUUCAUGCACGCCCUCAGCACGGGGUUAAAAGCGUGGGCCACUACUAUAGCAAGUGCCGGCGCUACAGAAGCAAGAAAGAUGUGCGGCGGCCAUGGGUAUGUUGCCCUGUCCGGCCUCCCGGAGAUCGAAGGAUCGGUUUCUGCCACAGCCACAUUCGAGGGAGAGAACUAUGUGAUGUGGCAGCAGCUGGUAGUAUACCUGUUCAAACAGGUCAGAGCAUCGUGCGCCGGCCAGGACGUCGACGCCGAAGUGAAGGACUACAUUGGCGGCGUCCGAUCAUACCUCGGUAACGGAGGUUCUCCGUCCAGGAUUCAGAGUUGUGACAAGAAAACACUUUUCGACGGCUCAACACUGGUGUUGAUCUAUAAGAAACGGUCACAGCGAGUACUAGCCGCUGCAUACUCUUCGUAUAGAGAUAUGUGCAAUCGCUGUUCUGCAGCAGAGGCGUGGAACGCCUGCAUGAUGACUAGUCUAGCAGCCGGUCAGGCCUUCGUGGAAUAUAUUGUGUUAGAGUCCUUCGUGAAGCGGACAUCGCCCUCAGCUACACGGGACGCUCCUGUCUCCCAGGCAUUAUCACAUCUCUUCUCUUUGUUUGCUCUGACAACAAUCACAAGUCCUACCCCGUCCUUUGCAGCGGGUUCGUUCCUGGAGCAUGGACUUCUGACACCUGAUGAGCUCAACGAGAUUCGUGUCCAUAUUAAUGAGCUUCUCGCAAGCCUUCUCCCCAACAUCGCUGCUCUGACAGAUGCCUGGGACUUUACCGAUAGCAGUCUCUGUAGCGCGUUGGGUUGCAAGGAUGGAAAUGUCUAUGAGCGGUUACUGAGCUGGACACGGCAGCUGCCGGCAAACAGCGGGCGAGCCGUGGAGAAAGCAUGGGAGGCAUCUGAGGGAAUUGAGGAAUUCUUCAAGGCAAGUCGAUUGUAA